GCUGCAUAAUAAUUGCCGUUAGUGUUGUAGGCUGCCGUUUGCCGAUUUUAUUUAUUUUUUGUUUGAGCAAAUCCAUAAUGGAACCGAGUCGGCACAGAUACUUUAGCAAGACAGCCAUAUAUAAAGGCAGCGUGGUGGAGGACUUAGAGCUGACCGUUCAGAAAUACGGCGAAGACGUUGUUCGCAUACAGUUAUUAAACCGUCUGCAUGGCGAACAAUGUAGAGCGCAACUGAAACGUUUCUUUUGGCUAUUGGGUUUGGCGACUGUUUAUUUUGGUUUUGCUCUGGCCCUAAGCGAAGGCCCGACCAGGAUGGGUCAAGCUCAUAUAUUAUAUCCGGGCCUGCUAUGUUUUGCUCUGUCUGCUUCGAUAUUCCGUACCACGCUCCAACUAGUUCACUCCGAGAAACUCUUCUACAGCUGGGACAUGGCUCUGCAGACGGAAACGGUGCGCACUUUUGGACGCCAAUCGGUGCUCUGCGUACAACGCGGUCAUCUCCAUGACAUGGUGCUCAACGAGGUCAUAGAGAAUCUAGAUAUUAAAUACAUGCUAAUACUGCGCACAAAGGGCAGCAUGUUUAAAGAGCGGCCCAUUAUACCGCUAUUCAAUGUGAGUCUGGCGAGGCUUGUUUCCAAUACGGAUAACUUAAUAAAGUUUGAUUUUUUACAGAACCUGUCACCUCCUUUCGAGUGCCUGCAGCAUAUUCAACGCAUUUUACAUGGCUACUGGCUGAAUAAUAGUCGGGGUAGAUCGGAUCACGCUUGCAAUAGGGAUAUGCCAUCAACGGUUGCAUCGUAAUAUUCCAUUAAUUUGUCCAGCUAUAGUUAAGACAGUUUAUAUUAAUCAUAAUCAAUUCCAACCAAAGAUUUAAUAUAUGUAC
Molecule: messenger RNA, 879 nt
Organism: Drosophila novamexicana
Lineage: Eukaryota; Metazoa; Arthropoda; Insecta; Diptera; Drosophilidae
Gene: PIG-H
Exons: 2
Coding region: 78-797 (239 amino acids)
Biological process (GO): GPI anchor biosynthetic process
Cellular component (GO): glycosylphosphatidylinositol-N-acetylglucosaminyltransferase (GPI-GnT) complex
Source: RefSeq, a predicted model, not a curated record